This is a messenger RNA of Calliphora vicina (urban bluebottle blowfly), 2651 nucleotides long. It is a transcript of the gene Suv3, whose product is annotated as Suv3 helicase. Lineage: Eukaryota; Metazoa; Arthropoda; Insecta; Diptera; Calliphoridae. Gene Ontology annotation, molecular function: hydrolase activity, acting on acid anhydrides; ATP binding; RNA helicase activity. Gene Ontology annotation, cellular component: mitochondrial degradosome. The coding region runs from base 141 to 2489 and encodes 782 amino acids. The transcript has 9 exons. The record is from RefSeq and is a predicted model, not a curated record. Gene Ontology annotation, biological process: RNA catabolic process; mitochondrial RNA 3'-end processing.
UUUCUAACAAAUUCAUUGCAUCACAAUCAAUACAAAUUGUGGUGAUGUUGAGACUUUAAUAAUUUUUACUGUAAAUACCUUAAAAUAGUGAAUGAAAUAGAUUACAAAAUUAGGAUAAAAGUGUGUGGAUUUAGAAAAUAAUGCAAAAUUCUCGAAGAAGUUUAACGUUACUAUGUACGGCCACGCAAAAUUUGAAGUUAAAAUCGGCACUACCGCGUCUGGAAACUAUCGCAGCUGUAGUAAAUGCAACACCAAGACUACUGCAUGUUGCAGCAAUACAUAAUGGCCGCAAUCGGAAGCAACAACCAGGCAAUGUUUCGACCUUAUUUAAACCCGUCCAAGUGCAACAUAAUGCUGAUGAAAUUGAUGUUGGCUCCGAGAUAGCGGGUAAAUUAGAAAAAGCUGCUGUAUUAAAAAUUUUAAAUAAAUUUACCCAAAGAAGAGAAAUAAAAGCUCUGUGUACGGAAAAUGGUUUGGACAAUUAUUUACAGCAACAGGCGUUUGCAUCAUUUAGACGUUACUGCAUUGAAUCUGAAAAUCUUCCUGUAGAUCUUCAUAUAACAUUUAGUGAUAUUAUACAUGAUGCUGGUCAUGUAGACGAUAUUUUCCCCUAUUUCAUAGGUCAUGCCAGAACCAUAUUUCCACAUUUAGAGUGUAUGGAUGAUUUAAAGAAGAUUUCAGAUUUAAGAACACCAGCCAAUUGGUAUCCCAGCGCACGUGCUAUUACACGAAAAAUUGUCUUUCAUGCCGGGCCAACAAAUUCGGGCAAAACUUAUCAUGCUAUGGAAAGAUUUCUUACAGCAAAGACGGGUGUUUAUUGUGGUCCACUAAAGCUAUUAGCCACUGAGGUUUUUAAUAAGUCUAAUGAAAAGGGUACUCCCUGUGAUUUAGUUACUGGAGAAGAACGUAAAUAUGGCAUUAACGAGAAUACACCAGCGGCUCAUGUGGCAUGUACGGUAGAAAUGACUUCUGUCAAUACACCCUACGAAGUAGCAGUCAUUGAUGAAAUCCAACAACUACGUGAUCCCCAAAGAGGCUGGGCUUGGACUCGCGCUUUUCUAGGUCUUAUAGCCGAUGAGGUACAUGUCUGCGGUGAAGCGGGUUCUUUAGAGUUGUUGCAAAAAAUAUGUGAAACUACUAAUGAAACCGUUGAAGUCCAUAACUAUAAACGUCUUACCGAACUGACCAUAGAGGAUUCAGCUUUAGUUAGUUUGGAUAAUGUACAGCCUGGUGAUUGUAUUGUUUGCUUCAGUAAAAAUGAUAUUUAUUCAGUUUCGAGAGAGAUUGAGGCAAGAGGCAAAGAAGUUGCAGUUAUUUAUGGCGGUUUACCUCCGGGCACAAAACUGGCUCAAGCUGCUAAAUUUAAUGAUCCUGGCAAUAGUUGUAAAGUCAUGGUAGCCACUGAUGCUAUUGGUAUGGGUUUAAAUUUGAGCAUAAGACGUAUCAUUUUCUAUUCUCUGGUCAAACCCACAAUGAAUGAAAAAGGUGAACGCGAAAUUGACACAAUAUCGGUAUCAUCUGCCUUACAAAUUGCUGGCAGAGCUGGACGUUUCCGUACACAAUGGGAACAUGGAUUUGUUACCACCUACAAAGCAGACGAUUUACAAACUCUUAAGAAAAUUCUUGAUCAAACACCAGAACCCCUAAAGCAAGCGGGUUUACAUCCAACAGCCGAUCAAAUAGAAUUAUAUGCUUAUCAUUUGCCCAAUUCAACAUUAAGUAAUUUAAUGGAUAUUUUUGUGAAUCUUUGCACUGUAGACGACUCAUUAUAUUUCAUGUGUAAUAUAGAAGAUUUCAAAUUUCUAGCUGAAAUGAUACAGCAUGUUCCUUUGCCUUUGAGAGCACGUUAUGUCUUCUGCUGUGCUCCCAUUAAUCGUAAAAUGCCCUUUGUGUGUUCUAUGUUUUUAAAGAUUACCCGCCAAUAUAGCCGUGGAGAGCCUCUUACAUUUGAAUUCAUAACCAAAAACUGUGGUUGGCCUUUCAGUUUGCCCAAGACAAUAGUAGAUUUAGUGCACUUGGAAUCUGUGUUCGAUGUCAUGGACUUGUAUCUCUGGCUAAGCUAUCGUUUUAUGGAUCUAUUCCCUGAUUCUGUCUCUGUUAGAGCUGCCCAAAAGGAACUUGAUGAAAUCAUACAGCAGGGCGUUUUCCAAAUUACUAGACUUCUCAAAAAUACUGAGGCUAAUCAAGGUGCUAAUGAUGGCGAUACAAGCUAUAAUAUGAGACGUAUUAUACAAAAUAAGGAACCACGUAUUCCCAGCACAACACGCGGUCGCCUUACAGAUCGCCUAAUAGCCCAAGGCCUGUUAACGCCUGGCAUGUUGAGUGAAUUACGCAAAGAAUGGGAUGCUCAACAACAUGGUUUUGCCUCGAAACAACAACAACAUCAUCAAAAUACCUCAAAUCAAGCUGAUUCAACAAAUUCUCCCAAUGACAGUGACGACGACGACUCAGUGCUGCAUAAAAAAAUGCGUAGAAAACGUAGAAAAUAAAUUCUUCUAGUUCCUGUUUUGCUAGUUUAAAUUAUUUUAAGUGAUAUACCAUUUUACUUUUCUUGUUAUCUAGUUAAGUAUGUAUGCAAAGAAUUGUAUGAAAAAUUUUGGCAUAAAUUGUAAAAUUAAAAUCAGUUCUAUUAAGAGCUAUGUGUAUGUGGU